CACUGACCAAACCCCUUAACAACGAAAUCAGCUACCGCUUCUACGGCAGUUUCCACCUUGAAUACAUCACACAGUACUGUACAGCCUUGACAGGGCUCUUGAUCGCACAAGCAUAAAGAUCGGGCGAAGGCGCGUAGGGCUUUUUGAAGAAGACAUGUCUGAGAAGGACCCCAAAACAUCUCAGGACCUGACUGUUGUGGUACAGACCUUACUGCAGCAGAUGCAGGACAAGUUCCAGACCAUGUCAGACCAGAUUAUUGGGCGAAUCGAUGAGAUGAGUACGCGAAUCGAUGACUUGGAGAAGAACAUCUCUGAUCUUAUGACUCAGGCAGGUGUGGAGGAGUUAGAGGAGGAGAUAAAAGUCACCGAGACCUCCGGAACAGCUUGAAGGCCACGACCGACACCAUCCUAGUAAGUACUGCCAAGGAACACACUGAGGACCUUCUACUGCAGUAUCAGAAUUUUUAAAUGAAAUGUGAAUUAAUCCUUUUUUAAGUAAUUCAUUAAAAAUGGUGCUUGCUUAUGCGUAUUACAUAAUAUAUUACAUAUUGUGAGGUUAAAACUAUAUUACUGGACAGAAUAUAAACAAAUUAAAACUUGUUUUUGUAUUUAUUCAUUGUAAUCACAGGGGAAAUCAUGUGAUUCCUGCAUGUUUUGCUGAUGAUUAAAAACUCAGUGAAAUGGC
Molecule: messenger RNA, 685 nt
Organism: Puntigrus tetrazona (Sumatra barb)
Lineage: Eukaryota; Metazoa; Chordata; Actinopteri; Cypriniformes; Cyprinidae
Gene: hsbp1a
Product: heat shock factor binding protein 1a
Exons: 4
Coding region: 155-388 (77 amino acids)
Biological process (GO): cellular heat acclimation
Cellular component (GO): cytosol; nucleus
Molecular function (GO): transcription corepressor activity
Source: RefSeq, a predicted model, not a curated record